This is a messenger RNA of Mycetomoellerius zeteki, 2078 nucleotides long. Its product is annotated as ataxin-10. Gene Ontology annotation, biological process: neuron projection development. The transcript is spliced from 6 exons. Gene Ontology annotation, cellular component: cytosol. NCBI's taxonomy places the organism in Eukaryota, Metazoa, Arthropoda, Insecta, Hymenoptera, Formicidae. The record is from RefSeq and is a predicted model, not a curated record. Bases 75 to 1643 code for a protein of 522 amino acids.
GUUGAUUAAUCAAUUGACACGUGUUUAUAUGAAGAGCUUCGUCUGUGCAAUAAACAGUGGCAAUUUUAUUAAAAAUGACGGCACACAUUGAUUCGCAAAAAUUAAAAACGAUUAUAAAUGAAAAAGACUGGGAUCAGUUACUGCAAAACGUCAAACCUAAGCAUUUUGUCAGACAGGAAUCAGAGACGAUACUCGAUGCGAAUAUCUUAGCACAAAUGUGUCAAGUACUCUUAAGUGAAAUCACUCCGGGUACGAUUACAAUUUUAUGCUUAAAGUGUUUGGGGAACUCUUGUCUUGACAGUUACAAACACAAACAACAUGCGAUAGAAAACGUAGAGCCUGUUAAAUAUAAUAAGAAUUUAUAUAACAAAUUAGUUGAAAGUGAUUUAUGCAAACAAAGAAAGACUUGUGAUUAUCCGCACAAAUCUCAUUUUCCUUAUGACGGAGUCAUAGAAUGGACUGUAGAUUACAUUAAUAUUCAUGGAAAAUCCAUAUACCACUUAACUGAUAAUGAAUUAGAUAUCCUUAGGCUCAGCAUCCAGUUUUUAUGUAAUUUAUUUACAUAUGCCUGUCCAAAUAUUACAUCUACAGAAGAGGAUAUUUUAAGAUAUUUAAAUUGUGAUAAUCUGAAACAAGUUAUUCUGAGUUGCAUGCAGUCUGAUAAUAGAUUACUGGCCAAUGCAGCUUGCAUUUAUGUGCACAAUGCAUUAAAAAAAUUAUGUCAUAACUAUUUCACAAUGGAGAAGAAAGAUCUGUUUUUACAAUUAUUAAAACCUGCCAAAGAAGGUUUUACAUCUGCAAAAGAUGCAUUGUUAUUCCUGUUACAUCGACCAAAUGUAGUAGAAGAAGUAUAUAAUAAUGUAACUAUGGACGAAAAGUUAGAUUUACUUAAAAUUAUCUAUGAUGAAGUCUGGAAUGCUUGGCAAUCUGAUUUUAAUACAGUGCUCACAGAGAAUCAGGCCGAAUUUUUAGCAUUAACAUUUUGCAAAAAAAGUGAUCUCAUUUUAAAGACCGUGAACACAUAUGUGAAUAGCAUAGAUCCUACAGAAAUUAUUCUUAUUCUUAAUAUUAUGGGACUUCUUACUACACAAUAUAAGAUCUCAAAAAAUGUCAGGAGUUUGCUUAUUAAUUGUAAAUAUCUUUUGAUGUCGUUACAUAUGAUGGGAAAAGAAGCAGACAAUUAUUUUACUCCAAUAACGAAUUUAAGUCAAGUGGCACCUAAUGCUCAAAGGAGGAAUGUAAAUGUAUGCUCAAAUACAAAGGAUAUCGAGGUAUCUGGAGCAACAACAGCAAAUUGUGAUCCACAGGAACAUCCUGCAUAUGGCUUCAAAGCGGGACUAAUAAAAGUCAUUGCGAAUGUGGUACACAAGAACAAAAUGUGUCAAGAUCUGUUUCGCGAAAUAGAUGGAAUUCCAUUGCUUCUGGAUUGUUGUAACAUAGACGCGAGGAAUCCGCUUAUCUUACAAUGGACCAUUCUCGCUUUGAGAAAUCUAUGCGAGGGAAACCCUGAGAAUCAAGAAAUUAUUAAAAAUUGUAAAAAAACGGGCGUGUCAGAUAAUUCCGCGUUGCAAGAGAUGGGAUUGACUCUGCACGAGGACGCGGAUGGGAAAUUGAUUCGUAUCGUUCCUUUGCGUCGCAAUUAAGAAGAUUUAUCUAUUUUCUAGGACUCGAGAUCGCUCUCGGCAAUCAAUCAAUUCGAUAAUUAUCCAACUAUUGCUUGUUUGUAUCGAUAAUAUCUUCGAUAAAAUACAAUGAUUGGUUUAUCUUGGUAUGCAUAAAUAAUUAUUGUUCCAAUUAGUUCAACUGAAAUGUAUUCUGCUGUAUCACUCGCGAAAAAACGACACCAUCAUUACAACGAUUUGUGUCAUUAAACGAAAUACGAUGUAGCAUAGAGAGAAAUAUUUUAUCUACAUUCUUGGCCGAGUGAUUUAUGAUACAAUAAAAGCUGCUACGAGAGUUCACGGUCUAUUAGUAAUUGCUAAUGUAAGUAUACAACUGCUAUUGCUGAUCAUUCAAUUGUAAUGCGAAAUGGAUUUUGUUUUCUUUUAAUAAUGAGCUCUCAUUAAGAUUUCAAUAAU